AUGCUGGUGGUUCCUUCUUUGAAACCGAUGGCACCAUCGCCAAAUCUGCUCCGGUUUCUGAGAUCCCAAUCGGAUACUCUCUUUUUCACCUCGAAUCCGACGAAUUUGAACGCCAACACCGCUUCAAAUCAAUGGAAUAACGGGAAGUAUAGAAGGAUAAACUGGAUACGGUUAAAUUCAGCGCCUUGUUUGGCGCAAAUUGAAUCUUCUUUUUUGCUUGUAUGGCCUUCGGUGAAAAUUCCGACGUCGCGAAAAUCGUCUCAGCUACGCACCUCGCUCACGACUCGUCCUGAGGCAAUAAGAUCAAGCGAAUGUGUGAAUUAUCCUCGCUAUGCUGCGUCGCGCAAUGUUUCGACGAAUCAUAAGCGUUGGUGGAACAACUGGUUUAAGAAGGACGCAUACCAAAAGUGGAAAAACUCAACAUCUCCUCCAAUCACGAGUUUCACAGACGAAGGCGCAGAAGGGAAUCUUUUCAAUUUAGGGCGAACCCUGGCAUCGAAGUCGCUUGACGAACCACGAUUGCGCUGUACUGAAUUCGACGAGAAUGGGAAUGUCACAUUGGUCAAUGGGGAGUUUCGGAAGAGUGAGCUCAUUGCUAAGUACGGUCUUUUGAAUCGUGACUUGCGAAAAAUUGACUCCUCCGUCUUACCUCACAUCCUCGUGCGACCAACUACAAUCCUUAUUUCGCUGCUACAUCUUCGCGUUCUGAUCAAAGCCGACCGAGUUCUGGUCUUUGACGCAUACGGUUCAGCUGACUCGUAUACCCAGUCCGUUUUUAUGUAUGAUCUGGAGGGCAAAUUGAGACAGCGCCAGGCUCCGGGGUCGGGGGCUUUGCCAUAUGAACUUCGUGCGCUUGAAUCUGUCUUGAUUAGUGUGACUAGUGGUCUGGAAAGUGAAUUUGAAGGUGUGCGAGAUCCCGUUGUGCGCGUACUGCGGGCACUGGAAGAAGAUAUUGACCGAGACAAACUGCGACAUUUACUUGUUUACUCGAAAAAAUUGGGUAGUUUCGAACAAAAGGCGCGUCUCGUGCGAGAUGCCAUCGAUGAUCUGCUAGAAGCCGAUGAUGAUCUUGCUGCGAUGUACUUGUCUGAUAGGGCUCAAGGGAAGACGCGGGCUGAAAACGACCACCAAGAGGUGGAGAUGUUGCUUGAAUCUUACCAUAAGAUAUGUGACGAAAUUGUUCAAGCUAGUGGGAACCUGGUCACCGCUAUUCGAAACACUGAAGAAGUUGUCAAGGCAAUUUUAGAUGCGAACCGCAAUUCCUUGAUGCUUCUAGAUUUGAAAUUCAGCAUUGGCACCCUUGGUCUUGCCGCGGGGACUCUAGUCUCAGCAUUGUACGGCAUGAACUUGAAAAACUUUAUCGAAGAAAGUGAUUUCGGGUUUGGCGCCGUGUCUGCGACAUGUUUCGUUUGCAGCAUCCUCGUGAGUCUCUAUGGACUUGCAAAGCUACGCAAAGUCCAACGAGUAAGAAUGUGGGGGGAAGGCGUGGAUUCUGCGGGUAUUGGUCCGCUUCAGAAUCGCAGUCUAGCGCUAUCCAACCGUGGGAAUUGGCGCUCUGACGCGAUCGAGCCCAUGUUGGCUGGUCUCCCCGGUGAAGGACGAUCCGAAAGGUUGAGAAGAUUCCGGGAGGCAGUCAAGUCUACCGCAGCAAAGGGUCAUGCAGCUGCAGAUGCGGCCCGACGCAAGGCAGUCUCGCAAGCUCGACACACAGCGAGUCGCCUACACGGCAAAAACGACAGAAAAACCGAAGAAAGUACCUCUGGCGAGACAAGUCCAAAGGAGCAAUGA
Talaromyces stipitatus ATCC 10500 is the source of this 1788-nucleotide messenger RNA. Its product is annotated as magnesium ion transporter (Mrs2), putative. NCBI's taxonomy places the organism in Eukaryota, Fungi, Ascomycota, Eurotiomycetes, Eurotiales, Trichocomaceae. The record is from RefSeq and is a predicted model, not a curated record. Gene Ontology annotation, molecular function: magnesium ion transmembrane transporter activity. The coding region runs from base 1 to 1788 and encodes 595 amino acids. Gene Ontology annotation, biological process: mitochondrial magnesium ion transmembrane transport. The transcript has 3 exons. Gene Ontology annotation, cellular component: mitochondrial inner membrane.